This is a messenger RNA of Hepatospora eriocheir, 798 nucleotides long. The record is from the annotation of a GenBank genome assembly. NCBI's taxonomy places the organism in Eukaryota, Fungi, Microsporidia, Hepatosporidae.
AUGUAUUAUCUUUUUGAUCAACAACUUAUUUCAACUGAUAAUAUUAUUAACUCUUUUGAAAUAUUGAUGGUUUUAGUAAAUAAGUCACAAAGAAGAGCUGCUUUGUUUUAUAAUGAAGAUGAUGAAAUAAUGUUAUUAACAUAUUUCUUUCAAAAGAUGAAAAGAGUAAUUGAUUUGACCAUGAUCAAUUCUGAGGACAAAAUACACUCAAUACAAGAUCUUAGUCACAUAUAUUUACUUACAAAGAAAUUUUUAGGUAAGAAAUUGUUUAUAGUUAAUGAAUUUUUAGAAAACCUCUCUAAUGUUUCUAAAUUAGUAUUUAAUGAUGUGUUAGAAAGUAUAAAUAGAUCAAUCAGACAACAAUCAAUUAAUAUAUAUUUUACUAAACCAGAUAGUCAUAAAACUUUGUUGAAUUAUGUUAAAUCAAAAAUUAAAAUAGGCGAAGUUUUUCAGGGACAAAAUUAUAACAUCUUUGCAGAUAAAAUUCUUUAUUUCUUACAUGACGCACUUAAAACUCAAAUAUUCACGAUUGUAUUUGAAAAAGAUCAAUCUGAUAAUUUAAUAAGAUGUAUUGAUGAAAUUGUGGGGUAUGUGAUUUUUAUGAAUCGUACCAAUAUGUCUUAUUAUUUUAAUUACCUUAAAAACAUCAUUUUAUUAAUCUCAUGGCCUUAUGAUAAAUUCUUAGAUAAAUACAAAGAAUUAGAGAAUGUCAUUUAUGAUAGAGAUUUAAGAUCAUUAAUUAAGUGUAGAAAAGAUAAAGAAAAGAUAAAAAAUUUGAUUGUAAAAAAUAUCAAAUAA